UUUCCUGAAAUCAACUUAGUUAAAAGAGAAUCAAGAAAUGGUGUCUCAAUAUUUUGACUUAGGUGGUUCAUUUCUCCAACUUUCUGCAUCAUUUCACAGUCAACAACAGCAGCAGCCCGAGAAUUAUAAUUUAAGAGAUGGCUGAGACUGGACAAAAGUCUGGACGAGGACAACUUUAUCUCGCUACACAUAGGAAUGAGGAUGGAUCAUAUGUUAAUGAGGCGGCAAAAGAGAUAUGUGAAAAAAUUGAACUAGAAUUGAAACAAAGCACCGUGGAUGAGUCCGAAACUUUGCCAAAUGAUGUUAUUGGUAAGGUGUUGGGAAAAGAGCACUCUGGAAGGGUAAGGUGCUUAGAAUUGGGAGUUGUUCCUGGCAGAGCUUUUAGACAAACAAGACCUCGUUAUAGUGAUUUGAAUGCUUCAAGUUAUAAUAAUGGUUCGUGUUCUUCCCAAUGUCAAGAGAAGUACAAUCAAAUGUUGAAUGCCCACAAUCAAAGCCAAGAUAACUACAAAGAAAUGAUGAAUGUUAACACUCAAAUGAUGAGUGCUAACACUCAAAUGAUGAAUGCUUUUAAGGUGUAUAUGAUAAUUAAAGAAGGGAAGAUACCUGAAGAAUUUGCAGGGAUAUUUGUUUCUGUUCCUCGUUCAACGCCAAGUGAUGUGGCUAGCGGAUCCAUUGCACCCAUGGAUAUAAGAAGAUCAUCCGAUGAAAGUAAUCCUAACAACAACCUUUGAAGUUGCUUUCAAAUGUAUUAGAUAAUUAAGUAUCGUACUUGAUUGAAUGGUCAUAGUAGAUCUUUUGUCCAUAAUGGUUGGACUGGAUGUUUUGUUUAAUGUUAGUUUUAAGACUAAUUAUAAUAUUGAUGUUUAGUU
Molecule: messenger RNA, 872 nt
Organism: Nicotiana tabacum (common tobacco)
Lineage: Eukaryota; Viridiplantae; Streptophyta; Magnoliopsida; Solanales; Solanaceae
Source: RefSeq, a predicted model, not a curated record